This is a messenger RNA of Rotaria sordida, 2073 nucleotides long. NCBI's taxonomy places the organism in Eukaryota, Metazoa, Rotifera, Eurotatoria, Philodinida, Philodinidae. The record is from the annotation of a GenBank genome assembly.
CACCCACACCCACACCCACCCACACCCACACCCACACCCUCCCACCCACACCCACACCCUAAUUUUGUGGUACCUACGAAAAUUCACUAGGAACAAGAUUGUUUUGAAAGAAAAAAAGCAACACGCAUCCAAAUUUGAUCGAACUAUCUUUUAAAAAAAACUUCCAACCCAAUAGGCCAUACUGUAUAGAUUUUUUUUCAGCAUAUUUUGUCAUUUUUUCCGAGUUUUUUAUAUAUAAGAUGCGAGUUUCAGUUCUCAAAGUGUGCUCAAUGGACAGAGAGCAUUUGAAUCUAUAUACUAAUAACAAAAAAUGAAAAACGAAAGAUCUGAAAAUUUUUGGUCAGGAAAGAGGGUGUUCCCUUAAACAGCAACCACAACUUGCAUUCUCCUGAGAUUUGCCCAAAAAACUCAUGGAAAAGCUUGUCGAAUCUUUAAUUAUUGGUAGAAAUAAAUUCUAUUUCUUUCAGACAUGAAAAAUUCACGAUGAAAUCUAACCAUGAAAAGUUUUGACACGAAAAACUGUAGUUAAUUUUUCACGCUAUAGAAAACCUACUAAUGUAAAUGUAAAAAACAAAAGAUUAUGCUUAUUUCCUCUGAAAAAAGCGAAAUUAAUGAUGAAUCAUUUCUUAUUUCUAUGUUGUAAUUUCUUUCUAUAGUGCAAUACAACGUUUUGUUUAUUAUAUGAGUCAAAAAAAUAUAUAUUGCAGUAGUUACUGAUAUAUAUAUAUUAUUUACAUUAGAACAUAUCGAUCAAGUAUGUCUAUAACGAAAUUUGAAUUAUUACCAAAUGAAAUUUUGGUCGAAUGUUUUGAAUAUCUCAAUGCUUUGGAUAUUUUUCAUUCAUUUGAUCAAUUAAAUUAUCGUUUUUAUAUACUUAUUCGAAAUAUUCGAUUGUAUCUCAGUUUUGAACAUGUGAUGUCUAAAUUACGAAUAUUAUCAGUAACAGACUCGUAUCAGCAUUUAGAACUUAUUGAUCAAAUUUCAUCAAUUACAAAUUUAACAAUACCAAAAUGCUAUUUAGAUUCAUUACAUAAAAUAUUAAAAACCGUCCCGAUGCUAAAAUAUCUUAAUUGUCAAAAUAUUUCUGAAUGUAAAAAAUUUUGGAAUCAUUCAAUAGAAUUCAAAGAUUAUCAAUGUGUUCAUUUAAAACAAUUAGUAAUGAUUGAAUUUCGAUGUAAAUUUGAAGAUUUUCAAAUGCUCAUAAAGCAUACACCAAAUUUAAAAAGUUUGUUUAUAUCUGCCGAUUAUGAAAGAGAAAUGAUUAAUGCUUAUCGUUGGGAAAAAUUGAUUAUAUCUUCACUUUCUCAAUUAACUUCUUUUCAAUUUAAAUUUAAAAUUUCUUAUCGAAAAGAUGAUUAUAAUAUUUUUGAUAAGUUCAAACAAUUUUACACCAAAUUUUGGCAAGAAGAACAUCAUUGGUUAGUAGAAUAUAUCUUACAUGACUAUUCAGCAGUAAUCUAUACAAUACCUUAUAUACUAAAUACAUAUACAUUAACAAUUGAUUCGAUAAGAUAUUCAAAUAAACUAGUCAAUCAAUUCAAUACAUUCGAUAAUGUAACAGAUUUAAUCAUAGAUGAUCAAGUGUUAACAAAAAAAGUUUCACAUCACUUUCGCUUUUCAAAGGUGGUUUCAUUAACAUUGCGCUCUUCAACAUACAUGUGGAACAAGAAUGACAAUAGUAUAUUGAGAGAAUAUAUCGAAUCUUUGAGAACGAUUGUUAAUUUAUCUAAUAUAAAACACUUAGAUAUUUCAAAUGAUCAUCAUAUGGAAAUGUCAUUUAUAUUAUUGGAAAUCUUAAAAGAAGCAUCAAAUUUAUCAUCUCUCAAAAUUGCUCCACAUAUUUUAAAAUCAUUAUUGGAUAACAAUGAUUUACAGAAAUAUUUAAAUAAAAUGAUUCGAAAAUUAAAUAUAUCUGGAUAUAGUCAAUAUAUAUUCAGUAACUCAAAUCACAUAGAACAAUUUUGUCAAAUAUUUUCCAAUAUUGUUGAAUUAACAUGGGAAGAUUGUGACUCAAAUGAUUUAUCAUAUUUGAAAAAUAGAUUAUUAAAAUUAUCUAUGAUAAAAAUCAAUUAA